Messenger RNA from Penicillium mononematosum, 1725 nucleotides. RefSeq lists its product as uncharacterized. The record is from RefSeq and is a predicted model, not a curated record. NCBI's taxonomy places the organism in Eukaryota, Fungi, Ascomycota, Eurotiomycetes, Eurotiales, Aspergillaceae. The transcript has a single exon. Bases 1 to 1725 code for a protein of 574 amino acids.
AUGAAGGAAGAGUCCCCAGGAUUGCCCCUGCCAGACGCAGAGACAAUUGCACAGCGCCUGCGACAAGACCAACAAGCCUGCAGGGAGAGAAAAGUGCCUAGCAAUCUAGCAAUCCAACUAUCUUCUGUUACAGACGAUAUAUUUGAUAAAAUAGCCUGGCAUCUCCACCCAAACAGCGAAGUGUCGAAAGCAUUGCGGUCGACUAGGUGCAACAGCAUUGUCAAAGGCAUCAAGGCCUACCUAGGCCAAUUGGAAGCGAUGACCAAAUCUGAGGAACAUACGUCCAUGGAUAGUAUGCAUGUCCCUACAUCACACGAGUUGGAAACGACCCUCAAAGUGCUGGACUAUCUUCAAAAGCACAAAGUGGUUCCUCCAACAGACCCUUUAUCUGAGGCUAUUCUAGUCUUGCGGGGUCAACUCUCCAUGGACGACAACACUCGAUACAAACAACACGAACAAUUUCGGAGAGACGACACACCAAGACCCUCAGACGUGAAGAAGAGAUGCUACAUCUGUCGGUACCGCUUCUCGCCCAAUGAUUCCCACGAACUAUACCCGGCACUAUGUCGCCAAUGCGGCAUGUUUAAUAUCGGCUGCUCGAACCUCUCCCUACCAGAAAAUCUAAACCUCACUGGUAAAAUUGCACUCGUCACUGGGGGGAGAAUAAACCUGGGUUACUCCACUGCGUUGAGACUCCUCCGUUGUGGAGCCAAAGUCAUCGUAUCCUCACGGUAUCCAGCCGAUGCCGCAGUUCGAUAUUCCACCGAACCGGACUUCGCUCAAUGGGAGGAACGACUGAAAGUAGUUGGCGCAGACUUCAGAACAGCAAAUGAUGCUUUCAGGCUGGUACAUAUUGUCAAGCAAUUACUAUGUGCUUGGGAUGGCGAGACUCCAUCUGAUACACCACGAUCCCUGGAUAUACUUAUCAACAACGCCGCGCAAACCCUCACGGAUCCAAUCAAAGGAGAAAUAAAAGCCAUUCUCAGAGAGGACUAUCUAAAAGACCAUCCACAGGCCAUGUCUCUACUCGCAGAAUCCGAGAAAGACAGAUACACACCCCGUGUAAGAGGAGGACAGCAAGCAACCUGGAUCCCACGCAUUACGGACGAAACCCAACUUGAAAUUGAAGAUGCAAGCAAUACCCAAUCUACAAACCAAAUAGCUACAAAAGGCCUCCGAACGCCAACCGACAAUGGAGAUGAAGAGCCCUCAAAAUCAUCCUGGGUCCAAUCCCUCCACGAAAUCCCUUACUCAGAUCUAAUAAGCGCCCACUCCGUCAACGCCUUCGUGCCACUAAUCCUCUGCCGUGAACUCCUCCCAGUUAUGGGCUCUCCACGCUCCUCCUCCUCCUCACCAUCCACACCAGCAGGAUACAUAAUAAACGUCUCAUCCCGCGAAGGAAUACUGGAAGAUACACCGCAAUCACGGAGCAAAGCCGGACACCACGUACACACGAAUAUGUCCAAAGCAGGGAUCAACAUGAUAACAGAGACAGAAGCACAAGCUGCGUGGAAGGGACGGCGUGUCGCUAUGAAUUCUGUUGAUCCGGGGUAUAUGAGUGCUGCACCGGAGUGCCGGACUGUGGAAGGGUGUCCGAUUGGUUUUGAGGAUGGUGCUGCGAGGGUUCUGUGGCCUAUUGCUGUUGGGGAGGUCGAGGAAAGAGUCGUUUGGGGGAGGUUUUUGAAGCAUUUUCGGGUCGGGGUUGCCAUUACACAGAGAGGGUAG